AUGUUCUCCGUUCGAACAGCUGCGCGAGGUCUCUCGGGGCUUCGGGCCUUUUCUACGGCCCGAGUGCUGCAGUCGGAGCUGGCAUACCAAGUAUUUGGCCCGGAAAGCGGCCAAGCCGUCCGAAACCCGAUCCUAAUUCUCCACGGGCUAUUUGGAUCGAAGCAGAAUAACCGAAGCAUUGGGAAAGCUUUGGCACGGGAUCUGAAAUGUCAGAUCUUUGCCCUGGACUUGAGGAAUCAUGGACAGUCUUUCCAUGCUGCGGAACACAACUAUAGCGUCAUGGCCGACGACGUACAGGAGUUUAUCCAGCAGCAGAAGCUGGACAAGUGUGUCCUGAUUGGACACUCUAUGGGGGCCAAAGCUGCAAUGGCUGUCGCCCUCCAGUCCCCCGACCGCGUUUCGGCUUUGAUCCCUGUGGACAAUGCUCCUGUAAAUGCCGCAUUGAAGAGCGACUUCCCCAAGUAUGUCCGUGGCAUGCAGAAGGUUGAGGCCGCCAAAGUCUCCAAGCAAUCUGAUGCCAACAAGAUUCUCGAAGACUACGAAGAGUCUCUCCCUAUCCGCCAAUUUCUUCUCACCAACUUAGUUCGCUCGGAAGAAGACAACACGCUCAAGUUCCGUGUGCCACUAUCAGUCAUUGGCCGCUCUCUCGACAACAUGGCCGAUUUCCCCUUCCAGGCAUCGGAAAACCUGCAAUACAAUGGCCCGACACUGUUCGUCCGUGGCACUCGAUCCAAGUACGUUUCCGAGGACACCGUGCCGGCCAUUAAGAAGUUUUUCCCCAAUGCAGAAAUCGCCGACGUGGAAGCUGGCCACUGGCUCAUUUCUGAGAACCCUGAAGCUUUCAGGCAAGCUGUGGUGAAUUUUUUGGAAAAGAUCUAA
Messenger RNA from Penicillium nucicola, 879 nucleotides. RefSeq lists its product as uncharacterized. The record is from RefSeq and is a predicted model, not a curated record. NCBI's taxonomy places the organism in Eukaryota, Fungi, Ascomycota, Eurotiomycetes, Eurotiales, Aspergillaceae. The transcript is spliced from 6 exons. The coding region runs from base 1 to 879 and encodes 292 amino acids. Gene Ontology annotation, cellular component: mitochondrion.